Molecule: messenger RNA, 1617 nt
Organism: Solanum verrucosum
Lineage: Eukaryota; Viridiplantae; Streptophyta; Magnoliopsida; Solanales; Solanaceae
Exons: 6
Coding region: 1-1617 (538 amino acids)
Molecular function (GO): zinc ion binding
Source: RefSeq, a predicted model, not a curated record
AUGAUUGCAAGCGUAAUUGAGGCCUAUAUUGGUAUUGAUAGCUCUAGGCCUACAUUGAGGAUACACGUCAAUGCGAGGCCUCCAAUUGAAUCAACAAAUUCAUUUGACGACGAUAAUGAUUCUAUUAGAAAUGAAAGAUUGGGUGACAUGCAAAGGAGAGCUUGGAUAGUAGAUGCGGAAGAUCCUGAAUGCGAAUGUUGUAAAGAAAUGCAGGGAGAAGAGGAAUUGAGAUCACAAUCCAACCAUUCCUUCUCCGAUGGAACUAAUUUAUGCAUAAAUCAAACUUUCAGUAACAAGAAUGAGUUGCAAUUGUUAUUAGCCGAAGCGGCGGUAAAGAAGUCUUUUGAUUUUGCUACUUUGAGGAGUUGUACUAAAUAUUUAAAGGUGAAAUGUGUAUCUCAGAAUUUUGCAUGGAUGUUGCGAGCGAGAAAAUAUGAAUGUUCAGAUAGAUUUCGUAUCUACAAGUACAUUGGCAAGCAUAGUUGUGGCGUUGAACAUGCCAACAGUAGCCAUAGAAAAAUCUCAAUCAAAGUCAUUGCUUCACUUUGUGUAAAUAUGUAUCGUGAUGGCAAGGGUCCAAAUGUUAAAGAGAUUCAAACGGUUAUGUUUAAUUCUUUUCGUUGUAGUCCAAGUUAUUGGAAAUGUUGGAAGGGAGGUAUGGUUGCCAAGGAGAUGGUCCAAGGGACAACGGAGAACGGAUAUUCAUGCUUAUCGGGAUUUGCCCACAUGAGAAAGGUAAUUGCGGUUGAUGGCACUCAUUUACAUGGUAAAUACGAGGGCGUGUUGUUGAGCGAUGUUGCACAAGAUACGGAGAAUCAUGUUUAUCCAAUUACUUUUUGUGUCGUGGACAAAGAGAAUGAUGCAACUUGGACAUUCUUCUUUGAGAAAUUGAAGGAGAUUGUGGUCAAUGAACCAGAUUUGUGUUUUAUCUCCGAUAGACAUAAGAGCAUCGCCAACAGUAUUAUGAACGUUUACAAUCAUGCUCACCACGGAUAUUGUAUGAGGCACCUCGAUGAAAAUUCCCGCGUAAAUAAUCACUAUGGAGAUAACCUUUAUCUUUACUACAAUGCGGCAAAGGCUUAUUCUUCGGAAGAGUUUGACAAUCAUUUUGUCGAAUUCAAGAACAAAUGUCCCGCGACAGCCGUCAUCCUUGAGUAUGAUAUAGGUUUUGAGAAGUGGAGCAGGACACAUUUUCCUGGCAAUAGAUAUGAUGUGAUGAGCACAAAUAUCGACGAGUCACUCAAUGCUAUGUUGAUAGACGAAAGAAAGUAUCCCGUGGCAUCAAUAUUUAAUUCGAUUGCUAAGAGGUUUGGAGAAUUGUUCAGGGAGAGGGACGGCAAUCAAUUUAUCGUGUUCGGUGGUGAUGUUACUUCCUAUGUGGACCUACUGGAAAAGUCAUGUUCUUGUAGGGAAUAUGACUUGAUCAAGAUACCUUGUGCUCACGCGAUGGACGAUUUGCGAUCGAAACAUGGCAACGAGUCGGAAUGGUGUGUGCCAGAAGAAUUGCAUAAUGUGAAGAUUUUUCCGCCUCUUGUCAAUACCAAGCGUGGAAGAAAACGUGUCAAAGGUGUCGGUGAGAAUUUCAAGAGCAAGAUAAGUGUAACAUCUCGCAACUAG